Messenger RNA from Chironomus riparius, 1592 nucleotides. The record is from the annotation of a GenBank genome assembly. Lineage: Eukaryota; Metazoa; Arthropoda; Insecta; Diptera; Chironomidae.
GAAAUUAUCUAAUACGAAGUGAUUAAAGUUAUGUCAAGCAAGAAAAGUACAGCAGCCAGUAAUGUUGUACAAUUAGAAUGUAAAAAUCUACACGAAUACCUCAAAUCUCAGACACAAAUUAUAUCGAAAUUAUACGAUUAUCCAGCAAUAUGUUUGGCUGUAUUUCGAGACUGUAUUCCAGCGAUUGCAAAGCAGUUUGUUAUGCGAAUGUUAUGCGUUGAACAACCAGUGCCACAGGCAGUUGUUCAAUCGUGGGGAUCUCAAGUUUAUGCAAAAGAAAAUUCUGCAGCAUGUGAAGCACUGACGGAAUUAAAGAUUUGGUCCGAAUCGUCUAUAAGCGGAGGAUUGACAGCAUGGGAUUUAAAUCCUUCUUUCAAGCGAAAUCUUAAAAUAGCCUGGUUGGGAGGAGGUCGCUCAUGGUCGAUGUUUAACUCAGUAGAACAGUCAGAUGCUAAAAGUCGAGACAUCAGUUUUCUUGAUACGUAUGCAAUGUCUCGGUGGAAUUGUCUUCUUCAUUAUAUGGUCGAUUCAAAUGCAUCGAAAGGAUCAGAAAUGGAAGGAAUUUCAGUUGAUGCGGUACGAAUAAUUUUGCAUGCAAAUUUGAUGGUACGAAAUGAACAAGAUGGAUCAUACAUGCUCACAAGUCAAGGAUUUCAAUUUCUGUUGAUGGAUACACAAUCACAAGUCUGGCACUUUAUGCUGCAAUACUUAAAUACAUGUGAACAACGAGGAUUAUCGCUAGUUGAAUGCCUUUCGAUGCUUUUCGAGUUAAGCUUCUCGACACUGGGACGUGAUUACAGCUCGGAGGGAUUGAGUGAAAAUAUGUUAACCUUUAUGCAACAUCUGCGUGAAUUUGGAUUAGUCUAUCAGCGCACUAGAAAGGAGAAGAGAUUUUUUCCGACUCGUUUGGCACUAAAUUUCACGACUAAAAAUGCCAUCGCACCAGAGAAUGUCAUUGAAAAUAAUAGCACAAAUAAUAGUAAGAUGCAGUUAAGUGAUGAAAGUAAUUACGAGGGUUACAUCAUUGUCGAAACAAAUUAUCGUAUUUAUGCUUAUUCCGAUUCAAAAUUACAAAUUUCGUUGCUCGCACUCUUCACUGAGCUUUUGUAUCGAUUUCCAAAUGUGACAGUUGGCGUAAUUACUCGUGACUCGAUACGACAAGCCCUGCGAGGUGGCAUAACAGCACGACAAAUUAUUAGCUAUCUAGAGCAACAUGCACAUCCAAAAAUGAUAUCGAAUGCUGCCGCCUCAGCAUUUAAAACAUCAUCCGUGCUACCGCCAACGGUUAUUGACCAGAUAAAGUUAUGGGAAAAUGAACGAAAUCGCUUUACAUUCACUGACGGUGUUGUUUACAAUCAAUUUCUAUCUGAAGCAGAUUAUUUGACAUUACGAGACUAUGCGCAAUCAAUUGAUGUACUUUUAUGGCAAAGCGAACGGUCGAGAACAAUGGUUGUUAAAAAGUCGGGACAUGAGGACGUCAAAAAGUUCUGGAAGCGAUAUUCGAAAGGAUAAAAUAAAAAAGUUUACAUUUUAAUGUUAUGUGAGUGAAUGUUUGUGAUUACUGUGAAUAAACAAACUGUUGGACGUCUGAA